GGGAUUCGGGUGCAGCUUUCAUCUACUCACAGGUAAUUCCUAUGUCCGAAGCCUACCACCUAUCCUUUUAUUUAAAAUCAAAAUAAAAAAGAGUUUAUUUUUUCACGAAUUUCUUAGAAAUUAUUGUUGAAAGCCUGGUAGCAAGCUCACAUUUAUUCUUUUCUUGUAUUUGGUCAGGAUCAUUUAGUCCAUGCUCAUUCAUACUACAUGCUUCACCUGAUUUGUUCCUUCAUAUUUUGUGGUUUGUGGGUGACAGUUGCUCCUUUCCUUGGUUUCAAUGCUUAUUUCUUACCAGUUCCCGUGCAUUUCUUUGGGUUCUACUGGUGGCAUCAAUCUGCAGGCCUAUCUAGAUGGUUGCUGAUAAAGCGCUGACUGGUAUGAUGAGUUGUCUGCUGAGUCCGCCCUUAUCUCUAACGUGGCAGGCAGUGGCCGUGCAGUCUUGAUGUGUGUCCAGUCAGAGCCAGUGCCUGGUUGGCUGCUACCUCAUUUGCAUCCGUGGCAGUAGUUACUUCUGUGAAAAUGAGUGAAAUUCGUGUUAGCCAUGGUGAUACCCAAGACCAACUUGAUGGUUUGGGAGAAAUAGCCGAUGGUGUAGAGCUUCCCAAGGAUUUUAUUGGAGCUGAUGGUGGUUUUGAAGGACCAUCUGUGGAAAAAAUUUUGGAAGCUCUUGAAGGAAUGCAAGGCUUGUCUCUGGAAGAUAAAGAAGCUUUAAAGUCGCAACUCCUCCAACAAAGACUUCGCAGCUUUGAGGAAGGAAUGGAACAUCCCUGGGAAAUUCCUGCCGGGUCUUUUCUUGCCAAUCAAAGUUUUGUCCUCUUCUCUUUGCUGACUAUCAUUGCUUUGAUUUUUGUAUUCUUUGGACUGAAGCUGUAUCGCAGCCUGGUAGAAAAGGAGCGCAAACGAGAAGAAAAGAGAAAGCUGAAGAUGCAGAAGAAGAGGAAGUAGUCACUCUUGAGUAUAGUCCUUUUCAGGUUCCUAUUUAAUUUCUCAUUCCGUUCCAAAUGCAUUCCUAAGGUCAAACAAAUUUAUUUACUCUGUGGCACUUCUUCAUCUUAGAAAAGGGAGAGACAUGAGCAAUUCAGAAGUCUGAUUUUGAAGUGUCCACUGACUGGUUAUCAAUGGAGGUCUGGAUAGAGAUUAAGUUAUCAGUACCAAUAAGCUCAAAGCAAAAUGUUCAUUGCUGUUCUGAAAAGGAGGGUUGCCAUUGUAUGAGUCAAAAAGCUGCAGGGAAUUAUUUUCCUCCUAAAUUGAGUGAUUAUCGUGACAAUUUCCCACAGACAAGUUCUAGAUGUACUUAAUAUUUAGAGAAUAAUAGUUUUUGUCAUGUUCUUCAGGUAAUGAUGCAGAAGCAGUAUUUGUGUGGAUUGCAUAAAAAGAAAAGCUAGGCACCUGCCUCUUAUGUCAAUUUUAUAAUUCAAUAUCUGCUGCUUGCUUGGAAUGUUUUCCAUUCAUUAUGUGUUUACUACUUUUGAUAUGCUUCCAAUCUUCUCCCACAUUCCACUUUAUGCUGAAACUCAAAUUUUGUGUCUCUUUUGAAGUUCAACACUAUUGGUAAUUUAAUCAUAUGUUAUUUUGUAUGUAUCGUUAUCGACUGUUGACAGUUUAUAUUUAUAUGUUAUGUUGGUGAUUUUUGUUUUUCUAUUUUAAGACAAGUUACAAAACCGUGGAUUAAGAAUAGAAAGAUCAGAGUUUGCAGUUGUCUUAAAUUGGGUGUGAACUUAGAUAUUUUCUCUCAGUAGGUACUUUGAUUUUGAUUCGGGUUUGGGUUACAUUCUUGUGUUUUCUUUCUCCACAAGUAAGAAUUCUCUACCUUAUGUGUACAAAGGUCAUUGACCCUUACCUACUUUCUUAGCAACAGUCAAAAUUGUGUUGGGUUGUCAGCAGAGUUCUCAAAAAAGAUGUUAAUUAAACUGGAACUGCACCCUGUUGAUGAAUAAAGAUAUAGGUAAAACUGA
Molecule: messenger RNA, 1955 nt
Organism: Thrips palmi
Lineage: Eukaryota; Metazoa; Arthropoda; Insecta; Thysanoptera; Thripidae
Exons: 2
Coding region: 520-945 (141 amino acids)
Source: RefSeq, a predicted model, not a curated record